Molecule: messenger RNA, 2660 nt
Organism: Suhomyces tanzawaensis NRRL Y-17324
Lineage: Eukaryota; Fungi; Ascomycota; Pichiomycetes; Serinales; Debaryomycetaceae
Gene: GFA1
Product: glutamine--fructose-6-phosphate transaminase (isomerizing)
Exons: 2
Coding region: 276-2342 (688 amino acids)
Biological process (GO): UDP-N-acetylglucosamine metabolic process; protein N-linked glycosylation; fructose 6-phosphate metabolic process
Molecular function (GO): L-glutamine:D-fructose-6-phosphate transaminase (isomerizing) activity; carbohydrate derivative binding
Source: RefSeq, a predicted model, not a curated record
UCCUAAACUGGCGUGGUGCCCCUCUCUUUUCCGAACCAGUACAAAUACAAACAACCAAAAAUAGGCCUGGCCCGCAACGGUAUAUAACAGGGCCAAUUCCAGAUCUGCUGCCUACCCUCGUUACUAUAUACAUUCUGCCGGAUCGCCAUCCUCCUGCCCACCGCCAAACGUGACGUGACCUUUCUCACCUCCACCUGAACACGCAUCCUCUCGCAAACCCGAAGAAGAAUUUUCUGCACACUCCAUUGAUCCCAGAAUCAUCCCAAUAGUCGAAUAUGUGUGGUAUUUUUGGUUACGUAAACUUCCUUGUCGAUAGAACCAGAGGUGAAAUCAUCGACAACCUUAUCGAAGGUCUCCAGAGAUUGGAGUACAGAGGUUACGACUCUGCCGGCUUGGCUCUUGACGGAGACAAGGCAGGCGAGUCCAUCAUUGUCAAGACCACCGGUAAGGUCAAGGUGUUGAAGCAAAAGAUCGUCGACCAGCAGGUCGACAGAAACACCGUGUUCGAAAACCACGUCGGCAUUGCCCACACCAGAUGGGCCACCCACGGUCAACCAAUGCUCGAAAACUGCCAUCCUCACAGAUCCGACCCCAACAGCGAGUUCGUGGUGGUCCACAACGGUAUCAUCACCAACUACAGACCAUUGAAGACUUUGUUGCAAUCCAAGGGAAUGAAGUUCGAGUCCGAAACCGAUACCGAGUGUAUUGCCAAGUUGUUCAAGCACGUCUACGACACCAAUGCCGCCGCAGGCGUCGAUCUCGAUUUGUGCCAAUUGACCAAACAGGUCUUGUACGAAUUGGAGGGUUCCUACGGUAUCUUGGUCAAGUCCACCCACUACCCCGGCGAAGUCUGUGCCACCAGAAAGGGUUCCCCAUUGUUGGUCGGUGUCAAGACCGAAAAGAAGUUGAAGGUCGAUUUCGUCGAUGUCGAAUUCCCUGAACAAAACUCGGAACCUGCCAACAACCAAGACUUGAACUUGUUGCAAAAGGGCAACAACUUGAGAACCGCUCAAUCCAGAGCUUUCUUGGCCGACGACGGUGUUCCAAUGCCAGUCGAGUUCUUCUUGUCUUCAGACCCAGCCUCCGUGAUCCAACACACCAAGAAGGUCUUGUUCUUGGAAGACAACGAUUUUGCUCACAUCUACGAUGGUGAGUUACAUAUCCACAGAUCCAAGAGAAGCGAGGGUGACACCACCACCAGACAAAUCCAAACCUUGGAAAUGGAAUUGAACGAAAUUAUGAAGGGUCCAUACAAGCACUUUAUGCAAAAGGAAAUCUUCGAACAACCAGACUCCACCUUCAACACCAUGAGAGGUAGAAUUGACUUCGAAAACAACAAAAUCAACUUGGGUGGUUUAAGAUCCUGGUUGCCAACCAUCAGAAGAUGUAGAAGAAUCAUCAUGAUUGCUUGUGGUACUUCAUACCACUCUUGUUUGGCCACAAGAUCCAUUUUCGAAGAACUUACUGAAAUUCCAGUCAGUGUUGAAUUGGCUUCUGAUUUCCUUGACAGAAAGUCUCCUGUUUUCAGAGAUGACACUUGUGUUUUCGUUUCUCAAUCGGGUGAAACCGCCGAUUCUCUCUUGGCCUUGCAAUACUGUUUGGAAAGAGGUGCCUUGACCGUGGGUAUUGUUAACUCUGUUGGUUCAUCUAUCUCUAGAACCACUCACUGUGGUGUUCACAUCAAUGCCGGUCCUGAAAUCGGUGUUGCCUCCACCAAGGCCUACACUUCUCAAUUCAUUGCUUUGGUCAUGUUUGCCCUUUCUUUAUCCAACGAUUCUAUUUCAAGAAUUGAUAGACACAAGGAAAUUAUCCAAGGUUUGCAAAAGAUCCCAGAACAAAUUAAGAAGGUUUUGAACUUAGAAGACAAGAUCAAGGACUUGUGUGACAAGGCUUUGAACUCGCAAAAGUCUUUGUUAUUGUUGGGUAGAGGAUAUCAACAUGCCACUGCUUUGGAGGGUGCUUUGAAGAUCAAGGAAAUUUCUUACAUGCAUUCUGAAGGUGUUUUGGCCGGUGAAUUGAAGCACGGUGUCUUGGCUUUGGUUGACGACAAAUUGCCAAUCAUUGCUUUUGCUACUAAGGACUCUUUGUUCCCCAAAACUAUGUCUGCUAUUGAGCAAGUCACCGCUAGAGACGGUAGACCAAUUGUUAUCUGUAACGAAGGUGACGAAAUCAUUGCUUCUGACAAGGUCAUGGCCACUUUGGAAGUGCCAGAGACCGUGGAUUGUUUGCAAGGUUUGUUGAACGUUAUUCCAUUGCAAUUAAUGAGUUACUGGUUAGCUGUCAACAGAGGUAUUGAUGUGGAUUUCCCCCGUAACUUGGCUAAGUCUGUUACUGUUGAAUAGAUAGAUCACGAUACCCUAUUGAUACACACUAAUCGGUGUAUUACUUGUUACGAUAUACUCUUUAUAUACAUAUAUAAAUACGAUUUGUCAAUGGCUUCAACUAUAUCAGGCUGACACUGGUGUUGUCGCUGCACAAGCGACAUUGCUUAAUAUAUUAAUAUUUACCUCGACGCAAUUCAUAUGGGUGAUAUUGAGGGGCCAUGCGCGUUCAGGUACAUCAAUGUGUGCCUGACCAGGACCCUGCGAUGACUCGCUUAGCUCCACUCAUCUUCUCUUGAAGUAGUCCGACGAGCCAAAAUAAGCAGCACUGUAGUCAAA